AUGAUUAGAAUCGUCCUUACGAGUUAUGCAAACAGCUCUAUUUUUUCGAUUCCUAGAUGUGUUAUUGGGGAGGCUUUUAAUGAGUGUAAUGCCUGUUUACAAGCUCAACCUUCUAAGGCAAAGGAAAUGUUUAAGCAUAUUCUUGCCAAGACGCUCUUUGAGAGAUUAGUCAUUGAUCUUGUUGAUACGAGGAUUUUCGCAGGACAAAAUGAUGGUCUUGGUUUAAUUUUUACAGGUAUAGAUGUAAAAUCUAAAUAUAUAAUUUCUUAUGUCCUUAAAGGUAAGAAUGUGAACGAUGUUUUUUUAGACCUUAAAAUGGCUUUUUAUAAACUUUGUGAUCCUUAA
This is a messenger RNA of Vairimorpha ceranae, 345 nucleotides long. RefSeq lists its product as hypothetical. The transcript has a single exon. NCBI's taxonomy places the organism in Eukaryota, Fungi, Microsporidia, Nosematidae. The record is from RefSeq and is a predicted model, not a curated record. The coding region runs from base 1 to 345 and encodes 114 amino acids.